Molecule: messenger RNA, 573 nt
Organism: Colletotrichum graminicola M1.001
Lineage: Eukaryota; Fungi; Ascomycota; Sordariomycetes; Glomerellales; Glomerellaceae
Product: Rer1 family protein
Exons: 3
Coding region: 1-573 (190 amino acids)
Biological process (GO): retrograde vesicle-mediated transport, Golgi to endoplasmic reticulum; protein retention in ER lumen
Cellular component (GO): Golgi membrane
Source: RefSeq, a predicted model, not a curated record
AUGGACUCCGUCGAGCCGGAACAGACGGCCUUCUCCUCCGUCACAGCACACACCUCGAAGCUACAAAGACAAUACCAGGCGCUCCUUGAUCAGUCCACGCCCUAUGUGCUCUACAGAUGGAUCAGCACCGGUGUCUUCCUCCUCAUCUUCUUCGCCCGCAUCUUUGUGGCGCAAGGCUGGUACAUCGUCGCAUACGCGCUCGGCAUCUACCUGCUCAACCUGUUCCUGGCCUUCCUGCAGCCCAAGUUCGACCCUUCCAACGAGGCGAUGGACAAUGAGAUGGAGGACGGCGGUGUUGGCAUUCUCCCUACCAAGCAGGACGAGGAGUUCCGCCCCUUCAUCCGCCGCCUCCCCGAGUUUAAAUUCUGGUACUGGGCCACCCGCGCCAUCCUCAUCGGCUUCUUCUGCAGUUGGUGGGAGAUCUUCAACGUCCCCGUCUUCUGGCCUGUCCUGGUCAUGUACUGGUUCAUCCUCUUCUUUUUGACGAUGCGCAAGCAGAUCCAGCACAUGAUCAAGUACCGCUACGUUCCCUUCACUUUUGGCAAGAAGAACUACGCCAAGAACAGCUCCUAA